AUGACUGCCUUUGUCUCUGUGCCUUCAGCCUGCUCAGACUCAGACUCUAGUCUUAUCCCUGGUCCUGGCUUCAGUUCGGCUGGGCCUGUGUCUGGCAGGAGGCUCCGCAGACUGCUCAGCUUCCAGAGGUACCUGCACUCCUCCCGUCUGCUCCGGGGAACACCCCACCUCAACCCCCUCCACAUCCUGGAUGAGGACUACACCGGACAGGCCAAGUGUAUGCUGGAAAGGGUCACGACCUGGAAUUUUGACAUUUUCCUCUACGACAGAUUAACCAAUGGAAACAGCCUGGUGACGCUGACCUUUCACCUCCUUAACCAGUAUGGUCUGUUGGAGCUGUUUCAGCUGGACAUGGUAAAGCUGUGGCGCUUCCUGGUCAUGGUGCAGGAAGACUACCACAGCCUCAACCCCUACCACAACGCUGUGCACGCUGCUGACGUCACGCAGGCCAUGUACUGUUACCUGCGAGAACCCAAGCUGGCCAAGUCCCUGACGUCCUGUGACAUCCUCCUGGGCCUGUUGGCAGCCGCCACUCAUGACCUGGACCACCCGGGAGUCAACCAGCCCUUCCUCAUCAAGACCAACCACUACCUGGCCAAGCUCUACAGGAACUCCUCUGUUCUGGAGAACCACCACUGGAGGUCUGCAGUAGGUCUGCUCAGAGAGACCGGCCUGUUCUCCCACCUGCCUGCUGAGGACGGGCUGAAGAUGGAGCACCAACUGGGUUCUCUUAUCCUAGCCACUGACAUCAGCAGACAGAACGAGUACCUGGGAAAGUUCAGGACACACCUGGACCAGGAUGACCUGUACCUGAGCAACGCCAGCCACCGACACUUCAUCCUCCAGAUGGCUCUGAAGUGUGCAGACAUCUGCAACCCCUGCAGACCCUGGGAGCUGAGCAAACAGUGGAGUGAGAAAGUGACGGAAGAGUUCUUCCACCAAGGAGACAUUGAGAAGAAGCACAGACUUGAAGUCAGUCCACUGUGUGAUAGCCAGAGUAACUCCAUGGCAAACAUUCAAAUUGGUUUCAUGACGUACGUGGUGGAGCCUUUGUUUGUUGAGUGGGCCCGGUUCUCUGACACGCGUCUGUCCCAGACCAUGCUGGGCCACCUGGGGCUGAACAAGGCCAGCUGGGGUGGGUUAGUACAGCAGGAGGGGUCCUCUAGCCCCGAGGAGCUGGAACCUAGCAGCCCUGCCUUCUUCACCAUGCCAACGCCCACCGUCACCGAGUCAGAACCAGAGUCUGCCUCUGCCGCGGAACCCAUAGCUGUCACCACGGCAACAGCCACAGAAGAAACCAACUACAAAGAAAUACCUCAGGGAAGCAAAGAGUCCUGACACUCCAUGUUUGCCCUUAGAACCCUGACCCCUGACCGCUAGCCUCGACAAACACUGGGGAGAGGGUGGGAGGAGCGGGGUAUGGCCUUUAACCCCCCCCUACUCCCACUGCCCCACCCGAACAGUACUCACGUUUUUGUUGCCUUUGCCUCCCAUAUUUGACAAACCACAGAUUUUAUUUAUUUCAUUUUUAAUUCCUUUCCUUGACAUACAUAGAUACUGCUGCUGUAUUUAGUAUUUUUAUUGGCUUGUUUUAUUUAUUUAUUUGUCCUCUGUAGUUUUAGCCUUACUAAUGUAACACUACCAUUUUGAAGGCGAAGUGCCAUUUUUAAACAAAGUUCUGUAGGAUGUUUUGAAAGUGAUUUGAAACACACUGAGUAUUGAAGAGAUGCUCUCCUAAGACUGCACAGAGAUGCUCUCCUAAGACUGCACAGAGAUGCUCUCCUAAGACUGCACAGAGAUGCUCUCCUAAG
Salvelinus sp. IW2-2015 is the source of this 1811-nucleotide messenger RNA. The record is from RefSeq and is a predicted model, not a curated record. Lineage: Eukaryota; Metazoa; Chordata; Actinopteri; Salmoniformes; Salmonidae.